UAUUAUUUUUUGUUUGUUUUGCUUAUAGCUGCAAGUGCAAAGGGCUUUGGUCUUCCAGCCAAGACAUCCAACACAAAAGUGAUACUUAAUGGUGGUCAGAAGGUUACAUUCGCCAGGCCAGACGGAUACUUUUCACCAGUUCGAGUGGACAUCAGUGCCAGGAAUCCUGGGCACAUUCAAGCAGCAUUGACUGAAAACAGAAGAGUUCUAAAUGAGCUUGUUUUGGAACCUCUGAAAGCAGAGCAAUACUAUGAGGUGAGGGAGCCAUUCAACAUUGCGUCACUUCUGAAGAGCACGAUGGGUUUGAUGGUUGGUUUCAUGGUCCUAAUGGUUUUCGUUAUGCCCAAGAUGAUGGAGAACAUAGAUCCUAAACAACAGAAGUCACACAAGCAACAAGUUAAAUCAGAGCCAAUAGGUGUUCUCUCCCAAAAAGGCCAACCUUUUUCCAUGACAGAGAGGGGAAAGAGGAAACGGUGCAGACCUGGAGGUGUCCGCCGACGGGGGCUCAUCGUCGAGCGGCUUGGUCCUGUCGUGGCCGAGGCGUUCCACCGCCCAGGAGGCCACCCCUUGCUUGGCCGCGGUGCCUUCUCCUCCGCGGGUCACCUCCAGUUACUACCGCCUCCGUCCCCGCCGGUCGCCUCCGCCGGUGCUAAGCACGAUCGAGACGGUGGCGAGGCGCUCCAGCAGGUCUACCGCCCAGAGGGCACCCCCUUGCUUGUCCACGGCGCCGCCCCCUCCGCCGAUCGCCGGCCGCCGGCCCCAGUCCCCGGUAUCCGCCCCCGCCGAUACCAAACACGGUGGACAAUGCGUACUGGAAUUGUCUAG
Molecule: messenger RNA, 825 nt
Organism: Lolium perenne
Lineage: Eukaryota; Viridiplantae; Streptophyta; Magnoliopsida; Poales; Poaceae
Source: RefSeq, a predicted model, not a curated record